Messenger RNA from Cucumis sativus (cucumber), 1665 nucleotides. Its product is annotated as UDP-glycosyltransferase 74F2. The coding region runs from base 61 to 1461 and encodes 466 amino acids. Gene Ontology annotation, molecular function: UDP-glycosyltransferase activity. Lineage: Eukaryota; Viridiplantae; Streptophyta; Magnoliopsida; Cucurbitales; Cucurbitaceae. The transcript has 2 exons. The record is from RefSeq and is a predicted model, not a curated record.
AGUGAGUACUCACACUGCAAAGAACUAAGUUAGGAACUAUCUUUAGGAAGAAAUCCAUAAAUGGGUUCAGAAGCUAAUAAGAAUCUCCAUGUGCUUGUAUUGACAUACCCAACUCAAGGUCAUGUUAACCCAAUGCUCCAAUUUUGCAAGUCUUUAUCCUCCAAAGGAGUAGACACCACAGUCGCUGUAACCAAGUUCAUCUUCAACACAUUCAACCCUAAAUCCGAUGCCUCCAAUUUUAUUCAAUGGGACACCAUUUCCGAUGGCUUCGAUGAAGGUGGCUUCUCCGCAGCCACCAGCAUUGAAGACUACCUCGAGACAAUGAAGAAGGCAGGCUCCAAGACCUUGAUAGAGCUCAUUCAGCGCCACCAAGAUCGUGGCCACCCGAUCGAUGCUGUCGUGUAUGAUGCCCUUAUGCCUUGGGCUCUCGAUAUUGCGAAAAGCUUCAACCUUACAGCGGCUACAUUCUUUACCAUGCCUUGUUCUGUCAACCUCAUUUACUACUAUGUAGAUAGAGGUUUGGUUAGAUUGCCGGUCCCGGAGGAUUCGUAUCCCGUCUGCCUUCCGAGCCUCCCCCCGCUAAUGCCGCCGGAUAUGCCUUCGUUUAUAUAUGUCCCGGAUUCUUACCCUCAGUAUCUUUACUUGUUGUUGAAUCAGAUGCCAAAUAUUGAGGGAGCUGAUUAUAUUCUUGUCAACUCCAUCCAUGAGUUUGAACCUUUGGAAACAGAUGCAAUGUCUAAAAUUGGUCCAACAUUAUUGACAAUAGGACCAACCAUUCCAUCUUACUACAUAGACAAAUCCAACGAAAAUGACAAGAAAUACGAGCUGGAUCUAUUCAAAAUCGAGCCAAAGGAGGCAUCAUCAACAAGAGAAUGGCUCAAAACCAAACCAAAAGGUUCGGUCAUUUACGUGUCAUUUGGUAGCAUGGCCAAACUAAACACAACUCAAAUGGUUGAAUUAGCAGCUGGAUUAGUCGAAAGCAACUACUACUUCAUUUGGGUAGUUAGGGCUUCCGAGGAAGAGAAACUUCCAAAAGGGUUUGCACCUGAGAAAGGAUUAGUUUUGAGAUGGAGCUCCCAACUGGAAGUACUUUCAAACGAAGCGAUUGGAAGUUUCUUCACACAUAGUGGUUGGAACUCGACGUUAGAAUCAUUGUGUUUGGGCGUACCGAUGGUGGCAAUGCCACAGUGGACGGACCAACCAACAACCGGAAAGUACGUGGCAGAUGUGUGGAAGGUGGGAGUGAGAGUGAAGGUAGGUGAGGAUGGGAUCGUAGGGAAGGAUGAGAUCAAAGCUUGUGUAAAAGCAGUAAUGGAAGGAGACAGAGCAAUUGAGUUCAAACAAAAUGCUUUGAAAUGGAAACAACUUGGUUUAGGAGCACUUAGGGAAGGUGGAAGUUCAUCAAAGCAUAUUGAUGAAUUCAUUUCUGGGUUGAGGGACAAAAUUAUACCAAGUGUUUAAAAACCAUAAUUACCUUAAUUAUUAUAUGUUUGGGGAUUGCUACUUCUAGUUUCUUAUGCUUCGUUUUAAACUAAACUUUUUUAUGCAUAUUUGUCUAAUGUUUGUUUUGCUAGCUAGAAUCUUUGUUAUUUAAAUGAAUUUACUUAGGUGCUUCAACUUUAAAGCUGUUGUCUUAUAUUAAUAAAUAGCUUUAUAUUUUUUAAA